Messenger RNA from Arachis ipaensis, 611 nucleotides. NCBI's taxonomy places the organism in Eukaryota, Viridiplantae, Streptophyta, Magnoliopsida, Fabales, Fabaceae. The record is from RefSeq and is a predicted model, not a curated record.
AUUUGACAUCAAUUGCGACAUCAACGUUAUAGUACUUAUUGGCCAGCUACCCCAACCCCCUUUCUUUCCAUUCUACAUUACAGCAUUACUCUCUUCAUCCUACCACAAACCAGAGUUAGAGUUUACUCUCUUCAUCUUUUUGGUCUUUGACUGACUCUUGCUUCUUUCACACUCUUAGCAACCAUGUCUUUGCUCUCAGAUCUCAUCUCCGAAUCCCGCACCGGCACCCACAAGAUCAUUGCUGAAUACAUAAAAACCAGAGACUUUCCCUUUUGCUUCUUUAAUGCUUUUCAUGUGGUGGAAAACAGGAUUGGUGUGGAUCUGGCUUCGACAUCAGAAGCAAAGCAAGGGUUAUUUGUGAUGCAUACACCCCAGCUGGAGAGCCAAUCCCUACAAACAAGAGACACAAUGUUGCCAAGAUCUUCAGUCACCCUUAUGUUGCCUCCGAGGAACCAUGCACGAAACGCAGAGGAAAAGCCAGAAACCCUACCACUAGUCACUGAAAGAUUGCGAUUCGCAGCCAGAGAAGUGACAUUGUCGUUCAGUUACGUGUAAGCUCCACAGCAGCAGUGAGUUUGAAACCGUUGCUUUCCGGGAGAAGAUCGUGUCAG